GGGCAUGUUCUCUCUAUCUGCGUGUAAUAUGGCUGCUGAGGCGUAAGCGCACGCAUUUUUCGGUCGGCUGUACUCGAAGGCCCUGUAAUGAUUGUGUUAGCGUGGACAUGUGCGGAGACGACGCUGAGGGCCUGAUCGAAGGCGUCGGAAACGAGGUCCUCUUCACGGUCCCUGUCGUCGCGGCCGUCGUCUUCGGGCUGCUCUGUUUUGCCGGGUGGCAGCAAUUGAGGCAGCUGUCAAGUACACCGCCAGCCACACCGACCAGUGCGAGGCUCGACAAUGGUGCUGCGUUGCCUGCACGUGGCAGCAUGGCAGCACACUACGGAUCAGACGCGCAGUGCCCCAUCUGCCUGGGUGAGCCCCGGCACCCCGUGGAGACCAACUGUGGACACCUCUUCUGCGCUAGUUGUCUCGUCUCCUACUGGCAUCAUGGCAACUGGAGAGGAGCAGUCAGGUGUCCCGUAUGCCGGCAACAGGUGUCUGUGAUGCUGCGCUGCUUCCAGGACCAACACUUGCCAGAUGAAACGGAUGCACAACGCGAGGAACGGGCCCGCCUCCUUCGAGACAUCAAUGACUACAACCGCCGAUACUCGGGGGAGCCCAGGCCAUGGCUGGACCACCUCCGGGACCUACCGACGCUGCUGCGCCAUGCGGGCUCCGAGUUCUUCUCCGUGGGUGGCAUUAUGUACAUGUUUCGAUUGCGCAUUGUGCUCUGCUUUGUGGCCGCCGUCAUGUACCUCAUCUCGCCGCUGGACAUGAUUCCGGAGGCCAUCUUUGGCAUCCUCGGUCUGCUGGACGACCUGUUUGUGGUGCUGCUUCUUGCCAUCUAUGUGACUGUCAUCUAUCGGCGGUUCCUGGCUGCUCGGUGGCAAGAGGACACUACUUGAAUCGGACCGCGGAGGCGUACUGUGAUGCGUUCUCUGUGUGCACGUGACUAUGCGUGCUUUACUUUCCAAUCAAACCAUCCUGGACAUCUUUUAUCAACCAUGUAUGGCGCACCCUAACGUUUGCAGGGAUCUCACUUGUUAUAAUCGAAAAUGAUGCUGCACACAUUUUAAGUUACGCAAUGCUGCAGGAGACUGCUCGGUAUUUGCGCACCGCGCCCGGCUCUCCUGUUAGGCAGCAUUGAGCAGCGUACACUGGCAUUUGAGUGGUGCCAGUCACGACCACUAGAAAGGCUUUGUGCGAUCCAGGUUAGCUGGGACAGGGUAUCGUUGAUCAAGUAGGGCAUUCUGUCUUACAGCGGUGAUAGGCUCCGCAUUCUGCAAAGGUACACUUAAUUAACAUGGCACCUGCUGUUUGUUACGAAAUAAACUACUGUUUGUUAUUCAGGAUAAAUUGAGCAUCCUCAUAAUGGUGUGCAGCAGGUCGUUGUGCUUCACUGCAUUGCAGACUGCAAAAUGUGAGCUGCUGUGGAAACCUUGGCACCAGAAUUAUUGCCUGUGUGCUACCUGCCCAUGUUCAUAACAUUCCUGUGUCAAGUAUAGACACCUUGUACUUCUAACUGGAUGGAUGGAUGCUAUGAGUGCCCCUUCUAUAACGGGGGUGAUGACAUGUGCGCCACCAGGCUCGACAAAAAGAAAAAGAAGAAACUGAACUUCUUUUUUUAAGUUGGCCUAAUGCAUUGUCUACUUCGAUUAAAUCAAUCUUAUUAUAGAAAACAAAAACAAAUUUACAGCCCAGCCCCUUAAAGCAAAAUGACCUUAUUUUUACCCUUUCUCUCUUUUGUGCCACCAAUACUCUGUCUCUUACUCAUUUCUAUCACGGAUGUGUUCAGCUUUCCAUUUAUUGUCCCUAAAGACCAAGGCUUCAUGUGGGUUCAUGCCCAAACAUAUGCCUGGGUGGAUAUCGCCACAUUCAAUCAGAACAUGCUCCAUCGUUUCCUUAGCUUCCCCGCAGCAUGUACAUUGUUCUUCUUUACUGAAUCUCUCUUUAUAACUACGCGUUCUAGGGCAACCCGACCUUGCUUCGAACAGUAAAGUAGCUCCCCUCGAAUGACCAUAAAAUGCCUCCCUCCUUAUUUCGUUUUUGCCUUUUUGGUAGUUACUCAGAGCCGUUUUUUCUUUUUUCAUCGCUGCUAUCCAAUAAAUCCUCUUCGCCUGCCUGA
Molecule: messenger RNA, 2107 nt
Organism: Rhipicephalus sanguineus (brown dog tick)
Lineage: Eukaryota; Metazoa; Arthropoda; Arachnida; Ixodida; Ixodidae
Product: E3 ubiquitin-protein ligase RNF170
Exons: 5
Coding region: 108-887 (259 amino acids)
Molecular function (GO): ubiquitin protein ligase activity
Source: RefSeq, a predicted model, not a curated record